Lepus europaeus (European hare) is the source of this 5852-nucleotide messenger RNA. It is a transcript of the gene PLXDC2, whose product is annotated as plexin domain containing 2. NCBI's taxonomy places the organism in Eukaryota, Metazoa, Chordata, Mammalia, Lagomorpha, Leporidae. The coding region runs from base 1 to 1587 and encodes 528 amino acids. The transcript has 14 exons. The record is from RefSeq and is a predicted model, not a curated record.
AUGGCGCGGUUCCCCAGGGCCGACCUGGCCGCGGCGGGAGUUGUGCUACUUUGCCACUUUCUGAUGGACUGCUGUCAGUUCGCCCAAGGGGAGCCUGGACGCCGAAGGGACGAUUGGCAGUAUGAAGUUGCCCAGGCCAUCCCUCCAACAGAAGAGGUAGAAGUGGACUCACAUGCCUACAGCCACAGGUGGAAAAGGAGCCUGGACUCCCUCAAGGGGAUAGAUACGAAUCGGGCCAGCAUGGGUCAAGACGCCCCAGAUCCCAGAGGCUUCACCGACCUGCUUCUGGACGAUGGACAGGACAACAACACUCAGAUUGAGGAGGAUACAGAUCAUAAUUACUAUAUAUCUCGAAUAUAUGGUCCAUCAGAUUCAGCCAGUCGGGAUCUGUGGGUGAACAUAGACCAAAUGGAAAAAGACAAAGUAAAGAUUCAUGGAAUAUUAUCCAAUACUCAUCGGCAAGCUGCAAGAGUGAAUCUGUCCUUCGAUUUUCCAUUUUACGGCCAUUUCCUACGUGAAAUCACUGUGGCAACUGGCGGUUUCAUAUACACUGGAGAAGUUGUACAUCGAAUGCUCACAGCCACACAGUAUAUUGCACCUUUAAUGGCAAAUUUCGAUCCCAGUGUGUCCAGAAAUUCAACAGUCAGGUAUUUUGAUAACGGCACAGCACUUGUUGUCCAGUGGGACCAUGUACAUCUCCAGGAUAAUUACAACCUGGGAAGCUUCACAUUCCAGGCAACCCUGCUCAUGGACGGACGCAUCAUCUUUGGAUACAAAGAAAUUCCUGUCUUGGUCACACAGAUAAGUUCAACCAAUCAUCCAGUGAAAGUGGGGCUGUCUGAUGCGUUUGUCGUUGUCCACAGGAUCCAGCAAAUUCCCAAUGUUCGAAGAAGAACAAUUUAUGAGUAUCACCGAGUAGAGCUUCAAAUGUCAAAAAUUACCAACAUUUCUGCUGUGGAAAUGACCCCAUUACCUACAUGUCUCCAGUUUAAUGGUUGUGGCCCCUGUGUGUCCUCUCAGAUUGGCUUCAACUGCAGUUGGUGUAGUAAACUUCAAAGAUGUUCCAGUGGAUUUGACCGCCAUCGACAGGACUGGGUGGACAGUGGAUGCCCGGAAGAGUCAAAAGAGAAGAUGUGUGAGAACUCGGGGCCAGUGGAAAGUUCUUCCCAAGCCACCACGACUGUCAGAUCGACCACCACACAGUUCAGGGUCUUGACCACCACCAGAAGAGCAGCCACAUCCCAGCUGCCCACCAGCCUGCCCACAGAAGAUGAUACCAAGAUAGCACUACAUCUAAAAGACAAUGGAGCCUCCACAGAUGACAGCGCGGCUGAGAAGAAAGGGGGGAGCCUUCACGCCGGCCUCAUCGUGGGGAUCCUCAUCCUGGUGCUCAUCAUAGCGGCAGCCGUUCUCGUGACGGUCUACAUGUAUCACCACCCGACAUCAGCUGCCAGCAUCUUCUUCAUUGAGAGACGCCCAAGCAGAUGGCCCGCGAUGAAAUUUCGAAGAGGUUCUGGACAUCCUGCCUAUGCUGAAGUUGAACCAGUUGGAGAGAAAGAAGGUUUUAUUGUAUCAGAGCAGUGCUAAAAUUUGUAGGACACAACAGCACCAGUACUGGCUUACAGGUGUUAAGACUAAAAUUUUACCGAUACCUUUAAAACACAUGCGCGCACACACACACACAUGCAUACACACAAAGGAGCCCUGAGCUGCUGUAGCGUGGAGACGAGAUUUCUGGACAAGCCCAGCCCAGGAAGGGUACAAGAAAAACUCAGACUUAUACAAGAUACCAUUUACACCGAACACAGGAUCCCCUAGUGGGAUGGCAUCUCUAGUUCACAUGGGGUAUCUCCUGUGGAUUUAUCAGAAGUUAUGACAAGAUUACAAUGCUUUUGCUUAGGUGCAGGGUUGCAAAGAGAUCGAGAAAACAAUAAUAAUAAAGCUUUAGUUCACAAGGGAUCGACACCUUUGAUUCAAAUGUUCUUUGAUGUCUCAGAGAUAACUGUGUUCCAAAGCCCGAACCCUUUCACUCAGAAGAGCAAUGAGGAAUGUUUCAAGAUUUUGCUAAGAAAAAUGGCUCUGCAGGAGCAAGCGCAAACACAACAUAAGGGAUUUUCUAUCUUUUCCAAACAGAGGUGUGGCAAAGGGAUUUUGUUUUUCUGCUCUGGACCCAUUUCUCCUAACAAGUCUGUUACUUUACAAGGUAACUCGUUCAUCUGUACAGGAGGUUCAAACUAUGCCUGCCUUUUCCUCAGUAAUGACUGCCCUUACUAUGAGCUGUGACAAAAUUUCCAAACUUUUAGCUAAGGACAGAGAAAGAGGGAGUCACGAAAGAGGCUUCCCAUUCCCCUGCCUCAGAAUAAAACAUCUGAUUUGUUUUAAGAGUGUUGACUCCACUUCCCAAUUAGGAAGUCCCAUGAAACCACUGUUGCUCUUGGCUGAAGGAAACAAAAGGAAAUAAUAUGAAGAAUUCCUUAAUCAUUUUUGGAACAAAAAAUGUUAAGAGAUUUCCAACAUGUGGGUUCUUAGGUGUUGCCAUUUCAAUCAAAAGGCCCAUUUCAUUGUUGAUUCCUGUCUAAGAAGCCAUUCAAGUCAGCAUAUCCCUGGAGAUGGGAAGAAUGAAAGAACCCUGCUGAACCAUACAGUAAUUUUCUUUAAAGCACAUAGUAGUUACAUAAAUAUAUAUUAUAUAUAUAAAUAUAUUUUUGUUUAUAACUAACACAAGGCAGGCUCUUGUGACUCUUAAGAGUGCAUUUUGUCAUCAAGACAAAACAAAUGCAAGAUGUAUCACUGCAGUACUUCCAUAGAGUUGUAAAAUAGUCCUUAAUAUCAGAAUAUUUUUAUGUCACUUAGCAAAAGUGGUUCAAUUAGUUACAAUACCUAUCUCUUUUCUGCCUCCUUGAUCCACUCUUUUCAUUGGCAUCAACCCCCCUCCCUCCCUUACUAAAUAAAGCAGAUUGCAAGAAGCUCCUCCUAUGGAGCUGUCAUUUGUCCUGUCAUCACAACCCAGGUUUUGAAAAUUCCUCCCGAAUGAAGAAAGGAAAGGCCACGCUUGAUCAGUACGUACACUGAUCUCCCGAAGUUUGAAUUCAAGUACUGUGUGUUUAAUUUCAUCAGCAUCCCAACCCAUGACACUCUUACAAUGUGCUGACAACUGUUGCUUCUUCCAAGACACAGUGCUCAACAUUUGCAGAUUCAGGUCCCCAGGAGCAGAGAUGUCUCAAGAAGCACUUUACCAACAGCUUAGCAUCUAUACCCAGAGUCAGCAAUGGACAUCAGUCCACUAAGUGUCACUCUGCCAACACGUUACUCUGAUGUAAACGGUGUCCUUUUCCUUCGCAUGAAUUUUGCUUUAUUUUUGAGUACUUGAUGAGGGUGGUAACUCUUUCCUAACCUACUGAGUUAAAAAUGAAAAACAAGGUAAUUGGAGGAUGUGAUGACAAUCUCUGUGCCGUAGCCAUGCUCAGUUUCUGUGAAAUAUCCUGGCUGACUUCUGGAGAAGGUUGGUCGGAUAGCAGUAACCACACGACUUGCCAAUGUAACUGGUGCAAUGGUAUUCUACAAAUCCAUAAGGAACACUUGGACGACUUCCUUUUUUUAGGAUAACAUGAUGCUUCUUUCACUAGCUUUUGUGGCAGAUGUGGCUUUUAGUAGCAGUUGUUUGGCUGUUACAUAUAUCUUGCAUCUACAUCCAACUCCUUACACAAUUCUUUGAAGUAGUCAUGUUAUCCUUACAACCUUCAUGGCUCACCUGCCAUUUUAGAUGGAAAACAAUCGAUAGUUCUACCUUUUAAAAAAGCCGUGAAACUCUGAAUUGUUCAGUAAACCAAAGCACCAGUAACAGGGACAUGUGUUUGGAGGUACAAGGCUGCUAACGUGUGGGAAAACUUCAUAAUACAACUGAAAGCUAAAGUCUAUUGUAUGGGACUCCCUUGGUAGGAAGGACGUCAUCUGCAUCCCCAUCUUACAUAAAGACAUUUGUUCUAUUUUGUAUCUUGGGUUUGUUCCUGGUUCCCAUUUGUUACGAGGAACAGCAACCAAACACAAAGUUUCUGGAAAUUCAGAAUGGACAACAGUGCUUUGGACUACAUACAUGAUGUGUUAGAGAGGUUUCCUGUGUACCGUAUUUAAUAUAUCAUGAAUAGUAGAAAGAAUAACAGUAAAAUUAAGAAUAUAGCAGGAUGUAUGCAAACUGCUGGAAAAAUCAGAUAAAUGGUGCUACAGAGGGUUUUAUUUAGUUAUUUCAUUUCAAUUAUAUGUAAAAAUAAUGGCAAUUAAAGGUAUUAAAAGUCAAAAAAAUCUAUUUAGUCAACCAGAUGUCAUUGACCACUAUAUUAGUUUGUUUAUGAAGGGUUUAGACUUUUAAGUAUACUAACAAAUAAAAGACAGAUAAAGAUAGAUGAUAACAUAUAAUUGACCUCCAAUUAUUAUUUCAGUUUGAGAUGCCUGGCACAUCUGCUAAUCUCAGACAUGUAGCUUCUAAAGCUGUGUUGUCUGGUAGCUAAAUGUGGUUAUUGAAAUGUAAAUUAAUUAAGAUUACAUAAAAUUAAAGUCACACUAGCCAUAUUUCAAGUGCUUAGGAGCCAACAUAGAACAUAUCAAUCAUCAUAGAAAAUUCCAUCAGUUCUAUAGAGGUAUUUCCUUUGAAUUCCUUCUCCUUGAAGAAAAAGCAGGAGACAGAAAAAUAGCCCUUGGGCAUAUCCAAGCCUAUUUUAUCUCAGAGAGGCCCCAAGGAGAAAUGAAAAAAAUACCACCUGGAAUGGCUUUGAGCCUCCGCUGUGUCUCCUUAAGGAAGUCCCUUCACUCUCCAUGAGCCUCAAUUUACGAUUUUGGAAAAUACGUGUAUUUUUGUCUUCCUUGCAAGAUCAUUACAAAGAAGAAUAAAUAAGCAGAUAUAUAGACAUUUAAUAACUUAUGUCAGUGUAACCCAUGUGAAGCACAUCUCCUGGUCCGAAGAGUUGUUCAGUCCAAAACUCAUUGAAAUCUUGGUGCAUUUUAUGAGAGAGUGUCAAAGGAGAGUGCGUGCAAAACAUACAGCAAAUUCAUUUUUGUCCAGUCUUAAUAUUCCCUCUGAUGUUUGCUCCAUGUGACGUCUGUCCCUCUCCCACCCCAAAGUUGUCUGUGUGCACCCUUAACUGGUUCAGUUCAUUGCUGCAUAGAGUCCACUGCUUCUGUGGUUUCCUGGUUUCCAAUGUCACAGCAAAGGGAGACCUACAACCUGACUUAUAGACUUUUCUUUAGAAGUCUAUACCUCAAAGAUCAAUAAUUUCAUAUUUAUUUUAUCCCUGGAACACAAAUGUAAGGGGCUUUAAAUAUGAAAAUAUAUAGCACUUAUUUUUAAAUGUAAAACUGCAAAUGCUGACUAUGAAAGGGAUAAAAUUACUUUAUGAUAAUUUCUAGAUAAUAUGUAUUUUUAGAUCAGUAUAAUUUACUAGCUUUUGGAAAAAAUUCUUAUGUUAUUUCUUCAUAAAAGAGCAUUAAGUUAGCAAUUUUCCUAGUGCCUGUUGCCCAUUUGAGGAAACAUUUUGCUAGAUUCCUUGGUCUAGGGCAUUUCCAUUCUAUGGUUUAAAAAAUUAAUACAUAAAAGUACUAAAAAAUAGGACCUAUAGUUAUGAUUGCUCCCUCUUGUGAAAUGUUCUCUCUCUCUCUCUCUCUCUCUCUCUCUCUCUCUCUUUUUUAAUUUCUUCAGGCAUUUUCCAUAUGUUUCAGUAUAGUGUACUUUAUUCAUUUAAAAAAAAUUAUUUUACUUUUCUUUUCUCAUGCCCACCCCUUCUUUUAGUAUCAGUGCCCAUUUGCCAGAAUCCUGGGUGAUUAAAUCCAGCCUCUUCAUUCUACAGAUAAAAAAAAACAAA